Molecule: messenger RNA, 903 nt
Organism: Bipolaris victoriae FI3
Lineage: Eukaryota; Fungi; Ascomycota; Dothideomycetes; Pleosporales; Pleosporaceae
Exons: 2
Coding region: 1-903 (300 amino acids)
Biological process (GO): tRNA methylation
Cellular component (GO): cytoplasm
Molecular function (GO): tRNA methyltransferase activity
Source: RefSeq, a predicted model, not a curated record
AUGACCACCCGCUUCGCAGCUCGCAAGCAAAGAAUACUCGCUCAGCUAGAUACUCCCGAUGCCGACUACCAUGACCUGUCGCCAAAAGGCUCUGUCGAUGCCCCAAUUCGAGAUUUGAUUGGAGAAAUCAACCGCCUCGAAGGCUUUGUCACGACCAGCAGUUGCUCAGGACGCAUCAGCGUGUUCCUGGAAGGCCGUAAGGCAGAAUCUUCCAUCGAUGAUUCCUCUAUUGAAGGCGACUCACGAGCUGGGCCUGGAGGAAAGGGCGGCGGGGGUGCAUGGCUGUUCCUUUCUCAUGAACCAGUCCAGAACGUGGAUAAAAACCAUGACUUUUUGCCUGAUUUCGGACUGAAGAAAUCCGAAGUCGAUAAUGAAGGACCAUCCGUCUCUAGUAGAUAUAUUCAUCUCAAAUUCGAGCCUAUGAUUCUGCACAUCUUGACUGCAUCUAUAGACGAUGCCCAGCACGUCCUCAAUGCAGCACUAGCAGCUGGAUUUCGUGAGAGCGGCGCUGUAAGCCUCGGAUCAACGAAAGGAGAAUCAAAUCCUAUAGUAGCUGUUCGAUCAGCCGGUUAUUCCUUCGAUUCCAUCAUAGGCUACCAGAACGCAAAUGGAGACAACAUUGCUUUGGUGAAUGAGAAGUAUCUGCAAACUUUAGUCUCUAUAGCAAAUGAGCGGUUCAAGAUCAAUCUCGACAGAAUAACCCGGUUUCGCAAUGCACUCUUGGAUACGCAACAACAGAGCACUUCACACCCACCUGAUUGGGAAGAUGCAGAUGCCAGGAAAAAGAGGAAGAGAGAAGAAGGCCUUGCACGACAGCAAGCUUUAAAAAAUAAAGAUGAAAAAGAUAAUCAGAAUAAGUCAACAGAAAAGGACUUGGAUGACAUUGGUGGGAUGUUCUUAUGA